AAUUUGUUGGAGCCAUUGUUGUUAGAUUGGAGCAUCCGUCUGUGUCUGGUCGCACCUCUGCACGGUCGGACUCACCAACCUUUCUCAUUUCCACAAUAUUCCAUCGGUUUCCUCGUCCAUCUCUCUCUCUGUCUGUAGCUUGGUGACAGCUUCUCCAUCCACUGAGUCGAGAAUCAGAAUCCAUUCGUUUUCUCCAAGAUGGCAGCAGCAUCAGGGAAGAUUAUUCAAAAUGUUUUUAUAGCAAAGUGCAACCAAGAGAAUAGGCAGACCCAAUAUCCAUAUUCCGCCCCUCAUAUGCGCAAGAAACUUCCCUUUCAUGGAGGGAAGUCUGCAUGGAAUGGCAUUUCUUCCAUGCGGUUGGUCAACUUAUCGAAAUACAGGAGAAGUUCACUAAACCGGGGAAUUGUGCGCUGCAACGCUGCUUCGACUGCAACUGCAGUACCAGCUUUGGACAAGGCCGAUUUUCUCAAACUUCAAAAUGGCAGUGAUAUUCGAGGUGUGGCUGUUGCUGGUGUUGAGGGAGAACCUGUAAACCUCACUGAACCUGUAACUGAAGCAAUAGCAGCUGCUUUUGUUGCCUGGUUGGGGGACAAAAAAAAGGCUGACAAGCAUUUGAGAAUAUCUAUUGGUCAUGAUUCCCGAAUUUCUGCACAGAUGUUGCAGGAUGCUGUUUCUAGAGGUAUUGCCAGCGCUGGCUAUGAUGUUGUUCAAUAUGGGCUAGCAUCUACACCAGCAAUGUUUAAUAGCACUCUUACGGAGGAUGACUCGUACCUAUGUCCAGUUGAUGGAUCAAUCAUGAUUACAGCAAGUCAUCUUCCUUACAACAGAAAUGGUUUCAAAUUCUUCACAAAUGCUGGAGGGCUUGGGAAACCUGACAUUAAGGACAUCUUGGAGCGUGCUGCUGAUAUCUACAAAAAUUUCACAGCAGAAGGUCUAUCAGAAUCGAGAAUUAAAGCUUUUACAUCAGUUAAAAGAGUUGAUUACAUGACUGUUUAUACUUCUGAUCUAGUCAAGGCGGUUCGUAGAGCAGCAGGAAACAUAGAGAAGCCUCUGGAGGGGUUCCAUAUUGUGGUUGAUGCUGGAAAUGGAGCAGGGGGAUUCUUUGCCGCAAAGGUGCUUGAGCCUCUUGGAGCAGUUACUUCUGGAAGUCAGUUUCUGGAGCCAGAUGGUUUAUUUCCAAAUCAUAUUCCGAAUCCAGAGGACAAGGCAGCAAUGAAAGCCAUAACACAGGCUGUCCUUGAUAACAAGGCUGAUUUGGGUAUUAUAUUUGACACAGAUGUUGACAGAUCCGCUGCCGUGGAUUUCUCUGGUCGAGAGUUCAACCGUAACCGUUUGAUUGCAUUAAUGUCUGCCAUUAUUCUUGAGGAACAUCCAGGAACUACCAUUGUGACAGAUAGUGUGACUUCUGAUGGGCUGACCACUUUUAUCGAGAAGAAACUCGGCGGGAAGCACCAUAGGUUCAAAAGAGGUUACAAAAAUGUGAUUGAUGAAGCUAUUCGAUUGAACUCUAUUGGCGAGGAAUCACAUCUGGCCAUUGAAACCAGUGGACAUGGAGCACUUAAAGAGAAUCAUUGGCUCGACGAUGGCGCAUACCUCAUGGUCAAGCUCCUGAACAAGCUUGCUUCGGCUCGAGCAUCAGGACUAGGUGGUGGCAGCAAAGUCUUGACUGAUCUAGUAGAGGGACUUGAGGAACCUGCAGUCGCUGUGGAACUAAGGUUAAAGAUCAAUCAGACUCAUGCCGACCUGAAGGGAGGAUCUUUCCAAGAUUAUGGAGAGGCGGUACUGAAACAUUUGGAGAAUUCUAUCGAUGCAGACCCGAAGCUUCGGAAGGCACCUGUCAAUUAUGAAGGAGUUCGGGUCUCUGGCUUUGGAGGGUGGUUCCUUCUGAGACUCUCACUUCACGAUCCCGUUCUUCCACUAAAUAUCGAGGCCCCAAGCCAUGAUGAUGCUGUGAAGCUCGGACUUCUUGUCAGUGCUGCUGUUAAGGAGUUCGCGGCUUUGGACACUUCUGCCCUGGACAAGUUUGUUCAAUCAGCAUGAGCUCUACUCUAGCACGAUCCUAUCUUGUUUAAUAUAACUAUGGCACCAUCCUUUCUAGGGCAUGUUCUAUGAGUUCACGAGGUCUCUACAAGUUUACGUCGUCUUCUGUUAUCGGGAGGUUUUCAAUAGUAGAUUUCGGCCACUGUGCAUGUUAUGAGGUUGAUCAAAUCGUCUCUAAAUCUAAUUUUUCUUUUAUGGGCAUCAUAUGUCCAAAUCUCAUAUUACGAUAGAUGCGAUGCACUGCAUAAAUAAAUAAAUAAAUGGAAGUUUCCGUUGA
This is a messenger RNA of Punica granatum (pomegranate), 2317 nucleotides long. NCBI's taxonomy places the organism in Eukaryota, Viridiplantae, Streptophyta, Magnoliopsida, Myrtales, Lythraceae. The record is from RefSeq and is a predicted model, not a curated record.